This is a messenger RNA of Anisakis simplex (herring worm), 225 nucleotides long. The record is from the annotation of a GenBank genome assembly. NCBI's taxonomy places the organism in Eukaryota, Metazoa, Nematoda, Chromadorea, Rhabditida, Anisakidae.
AUGAUUCCGUUCGCAGAGCUCUCACUGAAAACACUGGUCGAAUUCUAUGCAAAUACGGCGCAUUACCAUGAAAUCGUCGAAUCCACAAUUCUUGUUGAUAUUGUACGAUGUUUGAGCGAACCAAUGGAGUUGAAGUAUGAGUGUCCGUCGCAAACCACUUGGAAGGCCGCAUGUUCUGCGUUCAUCACGAUUGUUCGUUUAGGAAUACCGAUAGCAAGACAACAA